AAAAAAUCAAUUUUUUUACAGAUGAUGUGCGAUUGGGUGUGGUUACUAACUCUGUGCUCUCUCCUCAUGAUUGUCCAAUCUUUGCCAACAAAUCUGGCAGAAGAUACAAAAAAGACUGAACAAACGAUGAGACCAAAAUCUAAACGGGCACAGGAAAUGUUGAUGUUCGGCAACCAACAGAAUCACCAACCAGAGAAUAAUCCAAGCUCAUCAUAUUCGUCUACCGCUGAAAAAAGAACUCUAGCUGCAUCAGGAUUAGGCGGAUUAAAAGCAGCUCUUAUCGAAGAAGAGAAACCCUCUCGUUCUAAUACACCUAACAAUGCCUUCUAUGAUCAUAAAAAUUACGAUUAUGGAACAGUAAAUGAACUGGGAUACGAAAUACCCCAGAUAUGGGAUAGUUCGCCCUACUCUCGUUACUACACGAACGAAGAACGGCGGAAAAGAUCCGAGAAAUCAGCGGCUAUCACAGGAUCAACAACUAUAAAACCAUCAACCACUUCGUUCCAGUCUCCAACAUCUACUCAGCAAUCUGUGCAGACGCAAGUGAAGAGAAACGUUCCCAUUUAUCAAGAACCACGAUUCAAGAGGGAAUUGGAUAUCGAUCCGGAAGACGUUUUAACUCUUCUCUCCUUGUGGGAAAACGAACGUCGCAAACGAAACUGGCAUAAAUAUAUGAACGAGGAAUACGAAAAUGUAGAUGACGAAGACAAUCUUCUCGAGGAAGAGGAUUCUCGAAACAUUAUUCCGUGGAUGGAUUCCUCGGUGUAUCCUCCUCGUCACUACAGCCUAGAUUCUUUGUCACCAUCGGACAUCGGGAUCAUUCGUACCCAUCCAUCCGGUUAUUAUGAACAAUACGAGAACCAGUACGGGCAGCAAUACGAUACAACAUCUCAAUACGGCAGCCCUCAAUACGGUUUGGUUUAUCCUCAACAGACUUAUUACAGUGCUCCCGAGAAGAGGUUUAUGAUCUCCAGGAAACGCUCGCAGGCGUACGAUCCUUACUCUAACGCGGCUCAAUUUCAAUUAAGCUCCCAAUCACGGGGAUACCCUUAUCAACACCGACUCGUCUAUUAAAUCGACAUUAACUCGACGAACAACAAGUGAUCGAAAACGUAUUAGUAUCGAAAAAGGCGAAUGAUCCUAAUAAAUAAAGCACGAGAAAGAGGGUAACGAACUGACGUUUUCGGACUCACGUAUACGAAACCGAACACAAAUUUUGCGCUUUCUUGGCGAACGUUCCCUCUCUAACGUUCUCUUUUUUUUUUACUAUUCUGUCUUUUGUUUUUUUAGUGAAUACGGCGAUACGUGCUCGAGAGGUGAACAAAGAAAGACUACUUUUACUUUAAGAAAUACGAUGCUCAAAAAAA
Messenger RNA from Apis dorsata (giant honeybee), 1367 nucleotides. Its product is annotated as prohormone-2. The transcript has 8 exons. The coding region runs from base 22 to 1074 and encodes 350 amino acids. The record is from RefSeq and is a predicted model, not a curated record. Lineage: Eukaryota; Metazoa; Arthropoda; Insecta; Hymenoptera; Apidae.